AUGCGGAGAUAUCCGAUGCACCACAAGAAACGAUGGACAUCUGUUUUCAACAAAGCCGCUUAUGCACCCUUACGGAAAGAUUUUGAGCAUCAUAUAACGUCUGUGGUGGAGGCUAUGACACUUGCCCAAAACUUUAUUGCACAAUCGCAGCCCCAGUGUUGGGCGAAUUCUUUAUUCCAAGGGACUCGUUGGGGGAUAAUAAAUAACAAUAUAGCUGAGUCAUGGAAUAGUUGGGUGCGUUCAGCAAGGUCAUUGCCUUUUGUUGGGAUGCUUGAUUCCAUCCGACAACAGGUAAUGUCUAUGAUGAAUGAGCGUCGGGAGAAAUCCGAGAAGAUAGGAAGUAAGUUAUGCCCGAAACAGGAAAAUAAAUUGGCGUUGUCGUACAUGGCCUCAAGGAGGCUACAGUGUAACCAAUCAUCAGUAUCGAUGUUUGAGGUGCUUGAUCGUAAUGAUAGCGUUGAACGCUACAAGAAAACUUAUGAAGAACCCAUUAACCCGGUGCCGACUCAUGAUAUGAAUGUGGUGCAGAAUAACCCGCAGACAGAGAUAAUUCCUCCGACAACAUCGGUCCAACCAGGCCGGCCAAAGAAAAGACGGUUUGAAUCACAACAGGUGAAACAAUCUAAAAAAUGUGGUCGUUGCGGUCACCUAGGACAUAAUCGACGAAGUUGCAAGGAGGCUUUACCUUAG
Messenger RNA from Andrographis paniculata, 690 nucleotides. RefSeq lists its product as uncharacterized. NCBI's taxonomy places the organism in Eukaryota, Viridiplantae, Streptophyta, Magnoliopsida, Lamiales, Acanthaceae. Bases 1 to 690 code for a protein of 229 amino acids. Gene Ontology annotation, molecular function: nucleic acid binding; zinc ion binding. The transcript has 2 exons. The record is from RefSeq and is a predicted model, not a curated record.